Sander lucioperca (pikeperch) is the source of this 3592-nucleotide messenger RNA. RefSeq lists its product as uncharacterized. The transcript is spliced from 7 exons. Gene Ontology annotation, cellular component: shelterin complex. The record is from RefSeq and is a predicted model, not a curated record. The coding region runs from base 293 to 2833 and encodes 846 amino acids. Gene Ontology annotation, molecular function: telomeric repeat DNA binding. NCBI's taxonomy places the organism in Eukaryota, Metazoa, Chordata, Actinopteri, Perciformes, Percidae. Gene Ontology annotation, biological process: telomere capping; regulation of telomere maintenance via telomere lengthening.
AAAAGUCUACACGUGUUGUGUACGUAGUUAUCAGAGCACAGUUCCUUUACAAAACUUUAUUUUGAAGGUCAGUCAGUUCGACAAGGAAGUAAUUUGUAACAUUUUUCAAAACGAAACGACCUGUUACAAACCAAACGGUCCCAGAACUGGGAGUGUUCAACACUUAACUCCGUAACUUGCCGGUACAUGUCCAGCUGUGUGUUUGGCAGCCCAUUCAUGAAUGGGAGUUCAAAAAGGAGGAGCGGGCUGAUAGCCGGUGCUUUCCCCAGCGGUCUAGUACACCGAGCAUCUGAUGGAAGGAGUGGAGCCGCAGCCUGCUGCCGAGCAGUGUUUGGAGGGUUUCUCAAAGUUCCCGCUGUGGAUCAUAGAGUAUGUCUGGGCUCACCAGAUGAUCGAUAUACAGGAAGUUGUGGACCCUUCCAACUGGCCCGAUGUGGACUCCCAGCCUCUGAGCCUCGAAGAUUCCUGGAGGCUGCGUGUUGCCUCUGCCCGGGUCUAUUCCACCGUGAAGACCAGAGACAUGGAGCACUUUGAGAGAGUGAUGGGCUUUCUGGAAGCAACUUACAGACUUCUACCCAGACUGGUGGCUCCCAUCAAACACAUGAAGAUCAUGUUUGGCCUCAAGACCAUGGUCAUUAUGUGGAUGCUCAGGGAGGGCCGAGGAAUGGUUGAUACUGUGUUUAAAAUCAGCAAGUUCUUCCCAAGUAAACUACCUCAAUACCAGGAUCAAUGUAGCCAACAUGAAAUGUUCCUGAUGAGGAAGAACCAUGUGGACUUCAAGGCUCUGGCACAGGCCCUUGCUAUGGACAAGGACAAACUUGAAGAUUAUAUUAAGAAUCAGAUAGAGGAGCAGUAUGGUGAACAUUAUGCCCAGAAAGUAGAGGACAGACUGCUGCACUACCUACACCAGCUGGAGACUGUGUUACCAGGAGAUACCUACAUUGAUAAGAUACUGAAGCAAGAAAACCCUGCGACUGAGGAGGAGAAGCUGUUGUUGGAAGUCAUUACCUCUGACUCCACGAACAUAGCAACAACUCUAAAGAAACUGCUGCACUGUGAUGUUGCUUCCUGUCAUCCGGGCAGGAUUUCUCAGUCCUCUGCAAAUGGAACGAAUGGAAUGGAGAGCUCUCAACUCUCAAAGUCUGGUCGGUAUGGCAGCUCUUCAAAGGCUCUCCUCAAGUCACUGGAAGCCAAGACUCGCCCACAGUUACAGCCAGAGGUUUUUCAGGGACGAGAGGCGGCUGACCAAGUUGUGUCCAAAGACAACCCUCUUUUGUUGGAGAAUGACAAUGUUUCAGAUGUUAGCAGACAUCAACAAACAGAAGAGGAUGGUGAGGUAGUCAAGAGGAUGGAGGAAGACGGCAUUGACAAGGAAAAGGAGGAAAUCAGUCAGAGGAGCAAUGACGGUGGUCAGGAGGCUUCCUCCUCCCCUCAGUUCUGCUCUAAACACCAACGAUGGGUGAAGAGCAUCCUGCAGGAGUGUCCCGACGAGUGCUCCGAAGAGCUGCUGCUUCAGGCCAAUGUUUCUUCCUCUCCCCCACUGUUUCAGUCAUCCUCGUCCACCACUUCAUCACAAGACCUUACGCCCUCUGACCUCAGCCUGUGCCCCUCUGACCAACAGCAUCCAUCUUCACAGACCUCAGCUCAGGCAUCUAAACAAGCAAACCCUGAAGAUGAGCAGAAGCCUGGAUCAGCAAGUGAUGCGUCUCAAACGGAACUUCUACCACAGCCCUCUUCAUCUAGAGACACUCAGCUGCCCGUCCUGUUGUCGCCAGUGGUCAGGCUGAUAGACAUUGCCUCUGUCGGAAGGAUCUACCCUACCUUUAAACCCCAUCAAGCAGCUCCAAAUCACUUCGCCAUGUCUAGUAACGAAAGGGCAGAUUCUGCUUCCUGUCCUCGGGUACUAACUUCUCCACACCGCUCUGCCUCAAGGAACAAUACCAUACCUCGAGGAACAAUGAAAGACUUCAUGUUUGACCAACCAGACACUGUGGCCCCAACAAAUCCCCCGAACACAACGUACAAAGUGAAAACAGCUCCUUUAUCUCAUGAUGCAUCUACCUCAACCAGCUGUCAACCACCAACCACCAAACGUUUUUUUCCCAAACUUUCAAGAAAGUUCCGACGGGCUUGUACUACCACCAGACAUUCACAGGCUGAGCAGUUCAAAAAGGCCCCAUCUACCUUUAGGACGAGUUCGCCCUUACGUGACUUCAAUGUCUCUGGGUUUCCAGAAGGUUCUACCUCUACUGCUCAAUCAGGGACUCUAUCGUCAGUCUGUGCUGCUAACCAAAUCCCUUUAUCAACUGAAUUAUCUUGCCAAGUUGUCCCUCAGAACUCCAUCAAACCUCAUCCUCACAUACACAUCACUCCUUUUCAAUCAAAGACCCUGCCAUGCUCCACUGUCGUCUGCUCUACCUCCAACUCUGAUUGCCCGACCGUCAGUUCUGAGACCAGCAGAGUCCUAAAAGCACAGCUGAGGUUAUCCCUGCCAAGUCAGGCUGUGCUGCUGCAGUCCAAGCUGCUACAGCCCUAUGUGACUCUCAACAGACUGAGCACUCAGGAGUGUUACAGAGUGACAAAACGAAGAUCCUCCACCAGAAAUGUAGAUCCUGUGGUACAAGUCGGCAAUGAUGACAAUGAUGAGGACAGGAGGGAGGAUGAGGAAGAAGAUGCAGAUUCCUCUUUUGAUCUGAACACUCUUUACUCCAGUCAUUCUUCAAGUAGUGACAUUGAGGACUCGCUUGAUUGCGACCCUGAUUACAAACCUUGCUUCAAUAAGAAAAGACUUCUCUUAGAGUAUGAGACUGCAAGGAUCCUGAAUCAUAUAUAAAAACAUUUGAACAAUCAGACUUUAGCAUGACCUAUACUGGCUUUUUGACACCAAUACUGAUAUUGAUAUUCAGAGUUUAAGAAGUCAGGUAAUGAUAUAUUGACCAAUAGUAUUUUCUUUAACAUUAACAAACAAUCUUGAUACGCACCAUUAGAUUUUUUUUUUUUUUAAAGAAGUUAGAGAAGUGGUACAUUUUAUAGUGUAGAAUUGCCAGUGCUCUCUGAUGGAUAAAAUAUUUAAUGGUGACACUGUUUCUGAAUGACCAUAAACCUAAUUGUUACAUUUCUGUACCAUUUCUUGCUACUUAAAAAGCCACCAUCUUGCGUCUGUGUUCACUUAUUAUGGUAUUAUCUUGAAUGUUUGGGUUUUGUAACCAUAUCAAAUGGUUUAUGGAGGUAGAUUUGUUGACAAAUCAAUGACAAAUCAAAAUAAGUAACCCAGUGGGCUUCUCAACACAGCCUUGUGAUAUGUUAUUUGUCAGUCGGCCCAGCAACACUUUGGUCCAGGCUGAAAAAUCUCUACAACUGUCAAAUGGAUUGCCAUGAAAGUUUAUGAAGGCUUUUAUGGUCCCUCGAGGAUCAAAUAUAAUGAUAAUGCUAUUAGCAGAUCAAAGUUUUCACUUAAACAAGUGAAAUAUCUCAACAUCCACUAAGUGGAUUGGCACCACAGACGGUAAAAAUAAUGGACGAAGCUUCCGGGCCUGAAAAGCGAAGCCAAUGCAGAAGUGCCUUAAAGCUGCAUUCUAUCUAAUUUCCAUCA